UCUGUCCCCACACCAACACCGCCUGUCACAUUAGUAUUGCAGCCGGUUUAGAAAUCAAAUGUGAUACUCACAUAUUAAAAAGUAACUCCAAGGUAUUGUUUCUAAUUUCUCCUAGCAAAGAAUAUUCAGUAUUAAAACUGUCUUGCCCAGCGGGGUACUCAAUUUCCCAUCACACCCUUCCUCACAAAAUCCCGUGAGGAAAUGCUUUUUAGGGAACAAAUCCCUGUCUUAAACAGAGAGCUGUGUCGAAUAGGCAGAAGAGUAGCAUUUCAAAAGCUUUUCUCAGGCGCGUCACGUCCUUUCAUUUUACUCUCUUGCUUGUGCUCACAUCCGUGGGCAGUCUCACCCCGGCAGAACCCGUUGCCCUCCCACACACACUAGGCGCGCAGGCGCACAGCCUCAGCCCACCCUCUCCCUCCGGCCCCGCCCCUCUAGGCCUUCCCCUAAGCCAACACUCCCCCCUGCCGCCCAGAGCUCGCGGUUGUGGGGCGGGGAGAUGGGUGUUUGCGUGCGUCUUGGAAAACCGGCUUUCCGCACUGGCAGAUUAAGUCUGAUGACGUAGUCAAGCUCCAAUCCGUGUUCUGGGGGCGGGACUAAAGUACGGAGACGCAGGGCAGAAGGAGACCGCCCGGUGGAAGCACGUGACCUGGGUCUGGAGCCGGAAGCUACCUAUCUGGUCUGGUGUUUCCCCAGCACCUAAGGCUGAGAUGACUUCUGCACUGACCCAGGGGCUGGAGCGCAUCCCAGAUCAACUUGGUUACCUGGUGCUGAGUGAAGGCGCAGUGCUGGCGUCAUCUGGGGAUCUCGAGAAUGACGAGCAAGCGGCCAGUGCCAUCUCUGAGCUGGUCAGCACGGCCUGCGGUUUCCGGCUGCACCAUGGCAUGAACAUACCCUUCAAGCGCCUGUCAGUGGUCUUUGGAGAACACACGCUGCUGGUGACUGUGUCAGGACAGAGGGUAUUUGUGGUGAAGAGACAGAACCGAGGCCGGGAGCCCAUUGAUGUCUGAACCUGCCAAGGGCGAGGGGCAGAAGUGUACUGGGUCCAUGAGCCUCUGCGAUGAGGAAGAUGCAAACUCCUUCCACCUUUUUCUUGGCCUGCUGCUAGAACUAAGGCUUUCUGCUCACCCACUGCCCCACCGUUACCUGGAAGGGCAGAAGCUUGGGGACUCUGUGCUGUGUUCAGAAUAGUGAGGACAAGGGGACCACCCUCUUCCCUCCUUUUCUCCCUCCUAAUAAACAUGAAUCUGAUAUUCUCAGGGCCA
Rhinolophus ferrumequinum (greater horseshoe bat) is the source of this 1262-nucleotide messenger RNA. It is a transcript of the gene LAMTOR4, whose product is annotated as late endosomal/lysosomal adaptor, MAPK and MTOR activator 4. The record is from RefSeq and is a predicted model, not a curated record. The transcript has 4 exons. Lineage: Eukaryota; Metazoa; Chordata; Mammalia; Chiroptera; Rhinolophidae. The coding region runs from base 708 to 1007 and encodes 99 amino acids. Gene Ontology annotation, cellular component: lysosome; Ragulator complex. Gene Ontology annotation, biological process: cellular response to amino acid stimulus; positive regulation of TOR signaling. Gene Ontology annotation, molecular function: guanyl-nucleotide exchange factor activity.